Triticum aestivum (bread wheat) is the source of this 1172-nucleotide messenger RNA. RefSeq names its product 1-aminocyclopropane-1-carboxylate oxidase homolog 1-like. The transcript has a single exon. The record is from RefSeq and is a predicted model, not a curated record. Bases 25 to 1005 code for a protein of 326 amino acids. Lineage: Eukaryota; Viridiplantae; Streptophyta; Magnoliopsida; Poales; Poaceae.
GCUCCAGCCUCCCGCACUCUGUCUAUGGCCUCCGACGAUGAGCGCCUCCGUGCCCUGAAGGCGUUCGACGACACCAAAGCCGGCGUCAAAGGACUCGUCGACGCCGGCGUGACCACCGUCCCGUCCAUCUUCCACCACCCGCCGGAGUCCUUUUCCCUGGGCAACAGCACGCCGACCCAUGGCAUCACCAUCCCGCUCAUCGACCUCGCGGCUGGCGAGCGAGCCGAGCUGGUCACCGCGGUGAGGACGGCCGCGGAGACGGUGGGCUUCUUCCGGGUAGUGAACCACGGCGUGCGGGAUGACCUCCUUGCCGAGAUGCUCGCGUCCGUGCGCCGCUUCCACGAGUCGCCGGCAGAGGCAAAGCGGCCGUACUACAGCCGGGAUCAACGCCGGCGCGUCCAGUUCAACUCCAACUUCGACCUGUUCACAUCACCGGCGGCCAACUGGCGCGACACCAUGUUUCUCGAGCUGCCGCUGCCGCCGGAGGAGAUCCCGGUGGCGUGCAGGGCCGUCGUGCUGGAGUACGCUCGGCAGGUGCAGCGGCUAGGCCGCGCUCUGUUUGAGCUGCUGUCGGAGGCGCUGGGCUUGCACCCGAGGUUCCUGGAGGAGGAGACGAUGUGCCUGGACCGGCUGAGCAUGGGCGGCCACUACUACCCGGCGUGCCCAGAGCCGCACCUGACGCUAGGCACCACUAGGCACUCCGACCUCAGCUUCCUCACCGUGCUCCUCCAGGACGCCGUCGGCGGUCUCCAGGUGCUCGUGGACGACGAUGACGGCAAGAAGAGAACGUCGUGGGUGGACGUGCCGGCGGUGACGGGGGCGCUGGUGGUCAACGUGGGUGACCACCUGCAGCUCAUGUCCAACGGCAGGUUCAAGAGCGUGGAGCACCGCGUGGUGGCUAACAGCGUGGGGCCCAGGGUGUCGGUGGCGUGCUUCAUUAGGCCGUGCCCGUCGUCGACGAGAGUUCUCGCGCCGAUCGUCACCGGCUGCGAGAUGGCCCUGUGAGACACUCGCUCGGUCAACGUAUUACGUGCUCUAUUCACGUUUCGAUCGCUCGCUCGCUCGUCUCUCUCCACAUCCACACAUUGCCAUGCCCCCUUAUCCUUUAGGUUCAGCAAGGAAGUAGUACUACCACACAAGAGAGAACAGAAAAGGUUCCAGACUGUGGUUUC